CCAUUUUCUCAGUCAGAUCACUUUGGCAGACAGGUGCGUCCAAAGCCUAUUGUAAAGGCGCCCUCUGUAAUCUCUAAACACUGGUUAAACUUUCAGUGGUUUCCAUAGAGAUAUUACCACGGCUCAUUCAGCCCUCCAGGGAGAUUAUUACAAAGGCUUUCGACAAACAGAAAACCUGUUAUGACCCAGAACAGCUGCCUCCAGGUACACUAUGUCAUCAGCUUUCCUUACGAGCUGUCUUCAAACUUUUAAACUGAGGGACGUAUAGAGGGGAAGACAUUGCUUUAAACUUCUAGUCCAUGAACAAAGGCAAUCCUGAGAGCCCAUGUAUCACACCCGGAAGUGAGAAGUAUUUUAACUGCGUUACAAAGUAACAAUCUUCCUCAUCUCACCUCCAGACUGAGCUUCUGACAAAAAUACAUGCUAAUUUGAACUUGUACCCAGAUCGCUCAGUCAUCAGGAGACCUGAUACAUAGUGGUUACAAUGUAUUCAAGAACAACAUCUGCACUUUUUGCUAUUAUUAUCUGCACUUCUGCAGUUUGGAAUGUUAAAGCUACAACAACUGGAGUGACUCCGACUGAGGGCUAUUCUAAUGCUACAGCUUCAGUAACCACAGCAAAUGUGCCUUCUGACACACCAGCAGAAACUACCCUUUCUCCUGUCUUGUAUUCAAGUCCUAAUUCAACAUUCAGUCAUGACAACACGACAGCUGUGGACUCCACUGAGAUGUCAUUUCUAACUACACCUACACCUAUGACGAACAGUACCGAGGCUGGAUCCAUCACCACAGCCCCCUCAACUUUAUCGUCAUCUCUGGCUGUAUCAGUGACUGGAGAUGUGAGCAGCACAGUUAAUAAAAGCAAUAACACAACAACUGUCUCUCCAUUCCAAGAAAUAUCAACUCAAGGCAAUACACCAGUGACUCUGACAUUCCCAGUGGAGGAAAACUCAACAUUAGUGUCAGGUGUAAAAAGUAGUGGUAUGAAAUACUCGGAGACAGUCUUGACAUCCAUCUUUAGCACCAUCUUAGUUGUGGUAUUGUUGACUAUUCUCGCCUUCUGUUUCAACAAAUACAGGAAAGGAAGAUCUCAGUACUCUCACCACCCUCUACGUGAAAAUGUGUAUGAAUCAGAGGGAUAUUCUCCACCUGAUGAUACUCUUGUGAUCUCUGGAGGACUAUAUGAUGCACCCCGGAUUUAUAAUCCCAAUAUGACAGUUUUAGAGGAAGAUGAAUCCCAGCAUGACUAUGUCUCAUUCAGCGGCAGACCAGGCCAAUUUAGACUGGAGUUUUUACCCGGAGAUAAGGACAUGGAUCCAGCAUAUACCGGUUCCUUAAGAAGAAAUGUUUGAUUUGAGAUGCACUUCAACUGAUGGGAACCAAAAGUUCUUAUUUCUUAGGUUCUAUGAAUUGCCUUAAUGAGUUGUUUGUUUUAUAAACACUGGCUUAUGACCAUUAACUAGCAGUUAACCAGUUCAUGUCUUAAGUAUACCUGCAAUGUAUGUAUGUUUGCCUAGUAUCAGGUUCUCUUUCAAGUGCCUUUUUUUAAUCAACUAUGAUAUAUUUUUUCUCAUUGUCAAAACAGUUAUAAUGGGGUUUUCCAGUAGUUCAAUACUGGCCUAUCCUCAUAAUAUUUGAUAACUGGUGGUCCGACACCUGGCAUCCAUGUGGAUUAGAUACUUGAAGAGGCUGCAGUGCACUGGUGUGCACUGCAGCCUCCUCACAGCUUACAAAGAACAGCGGUGUACAUUGUAUAGUGACUGUGCUUGCUAUUGUAUCUCAAGUUCAUUCACUUGAAUGGGAUUGAUCUGCAAAUAGGCAAGUGACCAAUGAACAAGAUCUCAAUGGCACUCACUGCAGCUGCAGUUCUUCAAACAGCUGAUUAGUGGGGGUGCCAGGUGUCGGACCCCCAC
This is a messenger RNA of Bufo bufo (common toad), 1912 nucleotides long. RefSeq lists its product as uncharacterized. The record is from RefSeq and is a predicted model, not a curated record. Lineage: Eukaryota; Metazoa; Chordata; Amphibia; Anura; Bufonidae. The coding region runs from base 485 to 1351 and encodes 288 amino acids. The transcript is spliced from 4 exons.